GGAGCUCGAUGAAGUGGUGUGAGUGUUGCCGAGUCAGUCGCAGACUGGAGUGCCCUGUGAGAGCAGGGGACGGACCGAACGAACGAACGAGGACUUGUACUCUUCUAUAUAUCCCUUAGCGCGCUCGCGAACUCUUCGCUCACGCGAAACGAAUGUCCGUCUAUCCGAAUGUCCGUCCCGCUUCUCUCCCAGUGUCGUCGUCGUCCCGAUUUCGCGUCCCGGUGUCACGUCCCGUGCCAGCUGUUUUCAUGACGCGCCGCUUCGUCAGGAAUCGCGAGCCGCAACGUGUUAUCGUGACGAGAAGAAGCUCGAUCGCGCGUCACCGCUGAUCUCGCGCCACAUUUCGCAGACGUCAAGCAGGAACUCGGAAUUGAAGUGCGCGAUGACGUCUCAUUGAUAAAUCGUGUGAUUGCUGGAAGAAAACGUGCAUCAUGAGGUCGGUCACGGCCGACCAGGACUUUGGCGCAGCCUGAUGCCAGAUCUUCGAUGCCGUUUUUCCGUUUAACGACAUUGUCGCGCGAUAUAUAGAGACACAGUGAAGAAGAGAGAGAGAGAGAGAGAGAGAGAGAGAGAGAGAGAGAGAAGGAAAGCGAUAGAGGGCGAAAGAGAGAGAGAGAGAGAGAGAGAGAGUGUAGUGCGUGCAGGUGCGAGAUUGUGCUCCAUUCCGCGUAUAUUCGGGGAGAGAAAAGGAAAGAGAGCUACACAUCGACGCGCAUAAAUUCCAGACAUGUCAGCAUACGCGCAAUUCGGAUACUCGUAUCCGUCGGCGUCUCAGCUUCUGGUAAGCGGUGGGCAGCCGACGACGGCGACGUCGCCGGCAAUGUCAUCGGGGAGCGCCUUGAGUCCGGGAGGUCUGUCGCCCUCGUCGACGGCGACAACGACGACGGGAAUCGGACCCGCGGGCACUGGCGGCGCCACGACUCCCGUGGGUGGCGCAGCAACCGGGCCCGGUUGCUGCGAGAACGGCAGGCCCAUGAUGACGGAUCCCGUAACGGGGCAGACGGUGUGCAGCUGUCAAUAUGACAGCGCCGCGAGAUUGGCGUUGGGUGCUUAUCCCCGGCUAGGGCCCACCGCGACCUCUUAUUCCUCCUACCCCACGCCGACGCCAUCCACCACCGAUCAGGGGCCUUAUCCCAGCAUCGGUAUGGACAGCUCCGCGUUCUAUCCACCAUUGGGUAAUCCGUACGGGCUGAAGGACGCGACGGGGAUGGGCAUGACGGCGGACAUGGGUGCUGCCUGGGGCACGGCCGCCCUUCAACCUGCCGCCACGGGUUACUACCCUUACGAUCCAACCCUGGCCGCCUACGGAUACAGCGCCGGCUACGAUCUGGCCGCGCGACGAAAGAAUGCUACGAGAGAAUCGACGGCGACCUUGAAAGCUUGGCUGAACGAGCACAAGAAGAACCCGUAUCCGACGAAAGGCGAGAAGAUUAUGCUGGCUAUCAUCACGAAGAUGACGUUGACUCAAGUCUCCACUUGGUUCGCAAACGCGCGGAGACGUCUCAAAAAGGAGAACAAGAUGACGUGGGAGCCGAAGAACAAGACGGACGACGACGACGACGCCGUGCUCUCCGAUUCCGAGGAUAAUAAGGAAAAGGACGAUCUCGCGGCGGAUAACAGAAGCGACCGGGUCGGCGAAGAGGCGAGACGGGGUGGUCUCGAUGAUACUGAACCAAUGAGGCACGUGAAAGCGGAACUUCUGCAGCAUGAAAAGGACCUCGACGACGAAGACGAUCUGGAUCUCGAGGACGAUCGUCGACGAAGCGAGCAUUCGUUUCAUCACGCGAUGCAGCAUCACCACCAUCACCAUCAAGGCUUUGGCGGCGAGGAUCAUUUAAAGGACGAGGGCAUCAAGCCGGAUUGUAGCGCGGGCGGCGUACCGAUACCCGCGACAAAACCGAAAAUUUGGUCCUUGGCGGACACGGCGGCGUGCAAGACACCGCCACCACCCUCGCAUCCCCAUCAUCAGCAAUAUCAUCAUCAGCAUCAUCAGCAGCACUACCCGCAACAGAACCAAUAUCACAUGCCUCGUCAAGACAUGAUUCAAACUGACACGCGACAUUCGUGGCUCGGUCCGGCAAGUAUGGUGGGAGGAGGCGGUAGCGCUGGAGGCGGCGGCGUCGGCGCCGGUGGCGGCGGAAACUUGGGGAGUUCGUUCGCUCUACCCUCCUCGGCCGGGAUGAGCCCGUCGGCGGCGGCGACGGCGCCCUUCACAGGCAUGGCCGCGAGAUACGGCGGUCUGCUCUCAUCCUCGUCCGGCAGUCAGCUCCAUUACAAUCCCAAUUCGUCGUCGGGCUCGAGCUCGAGCGCAUCCUCCUCGGCAGCGGCGGCGGCGGGGUUUCCCGAGGUUGGCACGGACACUCCACCCCAGACGCCGCCCAACAUGAAAGUGGCCACGCCGAACGGAGUGAUUCAGGGCCCACCGGGUGGUUAUUGUCCUGGUGGCAAUGCGACCGGCGCCGCGACUAACGGCAAUCCUAACAAUCCGUACGGGGCAUCGAUUCAUCCCGGCGGCGGCGGCGGCGGCGGCGGCGGCAGCGGUUAUCUGUCGACGAGUUCGGGCUCGGCCAGUAGCGCGUCGUCCUUUAGCUCUCGGCUGCAGAGCUCGCCAGUCGGGCAUAACUCCAUUCUCCACCAGCAUCAAACCACUGCCAGUUUGCCGCCCACGGAGGCCAGCACCGCGUUCAAACCGUUUUACAAAGGCUCGCAAUCAAUGGGUAACGGCUACGUGUCGCCGGUUUAAGAGAAUUCAACGCAAUGGUCCAGAACAACGGUCUUUUUCAAGAAUAAAGCGGCGCCGUUGAGGAAGGAUGUCCUGCGAGGAAGUUCUGCGGCCGGACUGUAAAUACGCGCUCCUGAGUGGUCUCGAGAUUUAUUAGCGUUAUCUCGACCUCGCGGAAAGAGCGAGAGAAAGAAGUGCAAAGCGAGUAGAGGCAGGCACAGGAAGGAAGGAAGGAAGGAAGGUGCUCGACUCUCUUCGAGAUACAUAAAUCUCGUUCCUCGACCUCUAGAACGCGCGACUAGGAAAAGACGUAUGAGGGAGCAGAGGAGGACCAAGGGGAUGGAUGGGGGUGUAGGGGGGAGGGUAGAGAAGCGCGGCAGUGUGCGAGGCGGGAGGAAGCGGCUUAGAGGAGAUUUAGGAAUUAGGAGAAUUACGUCAAAGUGCCUGCUUACGCACGGCUACGUACGGCGAAGCGACACCACGGCCCGGGUAAGAAGAAAGUAUAGGGACGCGCUCGGAUUUACGUCCGACGCGCUCUCUUCCCUCUUCGCUGCUAGCAAGAGAGCGCCGCCAUGCUUUCGAUCGGUACCGCCAAUCGAUCUGGUUGAUGGCAAAGGCAAGGAAUGCGGGAGGAGCGUACUUUCUUAAAUGGAAUCGGUGUAUUAACACUGAUAAGCUGCAAAAAGUAAAAUUUCACAAAAAAAGAAUCACUUAGUGGCUAAUUUUUCAGUGAAAUCUUACGGUCAUAAUUAGUGAAACAAGCUGGAUGGAGCAAAGCGUCAGUGCAUUUUCAUUGAAGAUCAGUGAGCGCUUAAAAUGUUAUUUAUAUCUUUAUUAAAAUUGAUAAAUACAUUGGCGUUAAUAAAUUUACGUUUCGAUCAAUUUAAUUGUGAGCAAUAUAUGUUAGCAUAGUUGUUGAGAAUUCAAACAAUGCUUGAAACGUAAAACAGAUAUAUACAGAGUGUUUCGAAAGUGGAGUUUAAUCGCUCUGAAAGUAAGAAAGUAAAAAAGGUGAUAUGACUAUAUAUACGGAAAUGCGUUGUUUUCAAGUUAUUGCCAUUUUUAUUGAAAUUUCAAAUUGCUUUGCUUUCAAACUUUUUUGUCAAAAUUGAACGAACAGAUGAUCGUUGUGUUUUAUAACAGAAUUAAAAUUGCAGGCUGCUUUAGCACUAUCUAGGAUAAAAAAAAGACCAUAAUAAAAAAAAUACAAACAAAAUAAUAAAUAAAUAAAUAAAUGUAAAAUCAUCUCUUUUUUUUUACUUUGAUAUAAAAGUUUGAAAGCAAAGCAAUUUGAAAUUUCAAUAUAAAAAUGGCAAUAACUCGAAAACAACGCAUAUCCAGAUUUAUGUUCGUAUCAACUUUCUUUCUUGUUUUAAGGUUUUCAAUUACCUCCCGAGCGUAAAAAUCUUGUCACUGCUUGAAUCGGUGACAUUUUCACUGAUCCAUUUUAAGAAAGUAACGAUAUACGGGCGAGAUUCUCGCUCUCCUAUAGAAGAACGCUUCCUUUCACAUUAUCCAGAUCGGCUGGCCGAUGAACAACCUUUUCGCGAUCAUCCUCGACAUUCAUUGCUGCAUCAUUUUCACAUGUACAUUUGUGCGUGUACACAUACACACGCGCUCCUACCAGACAAUUUUUUUUUUUUUGUCAACAUUUUAUUAUCGAUCAUUCAGUGUUUUCUCGUGAAGACGAAUUCUCGGAUUGCCCAUAGAAUCGUCGAUUCUGUAAAUAAAGACGAAGAGCGACAAUCGCGAGAAUAUCGGUGACACACUGAAAAUCGUAUGCGCGUGUAUAUAUAUAUAUCUCCGAUGGAAAAACGGAUCGUUUGAGAUUCUGCUGUAUCUCGGCAAACAAACGAUGCGCUUCUUCCGCAACCGCUAAUCACAUGGGCAAUGUGCAAAAUAGCACUACUUCUUCCGUUACGAAAUAACGGAAUUCUUUCUUAACGGUUGUCGCACGAAAUCGCUCGUAAUUCGGCAGAGAGAGAGAGAGAGAGAGAGAGAGAGAGAGAGAGAGAGAGAGAGAGGAGAGAUUUCGAGGGAAUCAGGAGUUGCGCGAUAUCAUCGAGAGAGAAAAAAAGGAACUUGAUCUACCUGUUGUAGGCUUAAGGCGAAAAAAAUAAAAGAGAGACAGACAUUGCAUUACAAAGCUACUCUAUCGUUAAACUUACCACUAACUCCUUCAAUUAUCCGAAUAAAAUAUUAACGUAUACCCGAAUACCCGCAUAUAGAGAUGGCAUGAUAAAUAAUACACCUACGCAUUACACACACGGUGACACGCGCAAGUAUCUCUAGGCCGUAGAUCUUAAGGCUGUACCUACUACAUCAUGAAAUUUUAUUGGCGUGACGCGUCUUAAGAAUCUUGCAGAGAAAGAAAAAGAGUGAGAGAGAGCCUCCGCUGUAGAGAGUAUACAUCGCUAUAUUAUAAGUAUAAAUAUAUGGGUGAAUCGUGUACGAGUGGAAUCUGUAUGACGUGACACGUGACGCUUAAACGUGUAUAGUAAUAUUAUCAGCAGACAAGAGACACGCGAUGAGAGAGAUGGGAUAAUAAUCAUUAAGGAUCAAAUUCGUCCCUUUUCGCGCGACAGCCGUGCACUCGCGCAUCUCAGGAGUCAAACGUGUCGAAAGGAGAGACAGUGAGAAUCGUACACAAUGCUAUUCCUUCCACUUAGAUAUUUUACGAUUGUUGUUUAAUGCUAUAUUUUAUUGUAUCUCUCUCUUGCAGUUAUUAAUUUUUUUCUUUAUUUAGGAACAAUUUUAAGUUUUUGUUGCUUAAUUAGUCGUGUUAAUUAACGUGAACGUUUUACUUUUUAAGAGGGACAGGGAAGGUUAAUAGUUUUGAAAAGUUAUUGUACAAAAUAUAUACGAGUCAUCGCGAAUGCGUAGCGUAAGAGAAGUCGAAAUGCGGCGUGCACGGUGCUCGAAAUUGUUGAUAUUUUUUUAUAUUAUAUGUAUAUUAUCGUCCGCCUUUUUGAAGAAUCGCCAACGCGAGUUUUAUUGUCGCGUUUUGCAGAGAAGCAAAAAAAAAGAA
Molecule: messenger RNA, 5750 nt
Organism: Cataglyphis hispanica
Lineage: Eukaryota; Metazoa; Arthropoda; Insecta; Hymenoptera; Formicidae
Product: homeobox protein araucan
Exons: 7
Coding region: 728-2743 (671 amino acids)
Biological process (GO): regulation of transcription by RNA polymerase II; neuron differentiation; cell development
Cellular component (GO): nucleus
Molecular function (GO): RNA polymerase II cis-regulatory region sequence-specific DNA binding; DNA-binding transcription factor activity, RNA polymerase II-specific
Source: RefSeq, a predicted model, not a curated record